GCGUUUUCAGCGGAGAUUUCAACACCUCCCUUCACUCGCAGUUUAAAUCUAGAGAGAAAACCUCUGAAGUGAAGUGUCCUCUCAGAGACUCAGCGAUGGAGUCUUUCUCUGCGUUUGUCUCAGCUGUUUUGGUUUGUGUUGUCAGUGCUGGGAUCCCUCCUGAUGGAAUACACUGGACAUACACAGAGGGAGCUUUGGACCAGAUGCACUGGCCGACCAAGUACCCUGCAUGUGGCGGCAAGAAGCAGUCCCCAAUCGACAUCCAGCGGCGCAACGUGAGACACAACCCAGACAUGUUACAGCUGGAGCUGAACGGUUAUGAUGCUCAGAGUGGGAAUUUCCUCAUGAGCAACAACGGGCACUCGGUUCAAAUUGACCUGCCUCCCACCAUGGUGAUCACUGAGGGCCUCCCAGGAAAAUACACAGCUGUCCAGAUGCACCUGCACUGGGGCGGCUGGGACCUGGAGGCCAGCGGAGCAGAGCACACCGUAGAUGGCAUCCGCUACAUGGCAGAGCUCCAUGUUGUCCAUUACAACUCUGACAAGUACAAGAGCUUCACUGAAGCCAGAGAUAAACCAGACGGGCUGGCAGUACUGGCCUUUUUUUAUGAUGACGGGCAUUUUGAGAACACCUACUACAGUGAUUUUAUCUCCAAUCUGCACAGAAUCAAGUAUGCAGGUCAGUCCAUGAAUAUAUCGCACAUCGACGUGCGCUCCAUGCUCCCCGAGAACCUCAACCAUUUCUUCAGAUACCAGGGCUCCCUCACCACUCCACCCUGCUACGAGAGCAUCCUCUGGACUGUGUUUGAUACGCCCAUAACUCUCUCACACAACCAGAUCAGGAAACUGGAGAGUACUCUGAUGGACAUGGACAACAAGACCCUGUGGAAUGAUUACCGCAUCGCUCAGCCUCUCAACGACCGUGUGGUGGAGUCUUCUUUCCUGCCACGCCUCGGGAAAGGAACAUUUUGUCGGCAAGAUGAAAUCGAAUCCAGGCUCCAGAAAAUCGAGGGUCUGAUAACGUCUCUUGGAAAGCACAUACAUUCAGGUGGACCUCGCAACCCAAGGCCUACCAAAUUCGAACCCCGCGGUCUGUUUCCUCUGGUGCUCAGCUUCCAGGAGAAAAAUUCUGGUAGUUAUGCCUUGGCCCGCCUCGGCCAUGCCAUGGACCUGGACUCCUUCACUGCCUGCAUGCACGUCCUGCCUCAGAUUGAGGGGGUCCACACGGUCAUCUCCUACUCCAGCAACGGCAAUGACAACGAGCUAAUGAUCUCCAUCGGCGAAGACAGAGAAUCGAGAGAGGUGGGCCUCUGGAUUGGCAACGAGUUUGUCAACCUGCCGCACAACUUCAGGUCCCACGACUGGGCCAACUACUGCAUCACCUGGUCGUCUCACACCGGCGGCACGGAGCUGUGGAUCAACGGCAUGGUGGGGGAGCAGCGCUACCUGAAAAGCGGUUACACAAUCAACCCCGGCGGGGUGUUCAUCCUGGGCAAAGACCAGGAUGGAUUACUGGGCAUCUCUAAUGCAGACGCCUUCGUGGGUAAGAUGACUGAUGUCAACGUGUGGGACUAUGUCCUGACCACAGCAGACAUCCGGGACCAGAUGUCAUGUGAGAGGAACAGCACCUCGGUGGGAAAUGUGUUCAGCUGGGGAACCACCAAACUCAGUCUGUAUGGAGGGGUGCAGCUGGACAGUCAGUACAGAUGCCCCUAAGAUGCUCAGCUGCUUCUGUUUGCAUGAGCUUUAAAAUGCUGCAAUAAACCAACAUAUUACUGCUGAUGGAGGGAUUUUAAAAUAUGUAUGGCAUAUGUAAUGAAGGGGAAAAUGUCUUUCAGGCACCUGUAAAGUCAAUAAACUGUUUUAUCUUUUAUCUUCAGACAUGUAUUGUUUUCAUAUCUUUGCUUAUUAAUAAAGGCUUCCAAGUGA
Molecule: messenger RNA, 1928 nt
Organism: Morone saxatilis (striped sea-bass)
Lineage: Eukaryota; Metazoa; Chordata; Actinopteri; Moronidae
Gene: ca6
Product: carbonic anhydrase VI
Exons: 10
Coding region: 96-1715 (539 amino acids)
Molecular function (GO): carbonate dehydratase activity; zinc ion binding
Source: RefSeq, a predicted model, not a curated record